AUGGCCCCCGCCGGCGAGGCGCGAUGGCCACAGGACCCUGCCGUCGCAAUGAAGUUCAAAAAGAUGACCGCCAGCUACGUUGUUUGUCCUGACAGCCUGCGGGCACGGGUAGACGAAUGCACCUGGUGCCACCACAAACGGCAGGGAUGGUGCGACAACUCACUUUGCUUCUACUGUGAGCAUUGCUGGGGCGAGUAUGAUACCCAUCAGGGGGAGGAGGCCGAGGAAUACGCCGGCAAGCAAUGGCAUGAGGAAAUCCUUGCGGCUGAGAACAUUGCAGCUGAAAGCGACGAUGUUGACAGUAAAGUGCUGGAGGCCAUGAGAACCGCCUUGCAGGAAAUAGAUUCAAAACGCAAAACGGCGAACGAUGCUAGGGACAGCGAAGACGAGCUCUCGGAUCAUGAGGAUGAGGUUCGGAACAAGGUUCCCGAACUCAAAGGUACAUUCAGCCAAGCUGGCAGACCCAUUGAGCUGAGUGCUACACUCCCAGAGCUCCACCAGGCCCAUGUUAUCGUGAUCGUAGAUACUUCAGGUUCCAUGCGAACUGUUGAUGUGAAGCCCGACGAGGGCAGCAACUGGGUUUCCCGCAUGGCGGCGGUGACAGAGACACUCUCCUCCUUCUUUCAGAAACAGGCACAAGCGGUUUGUCCGCACCGUUUCUCCCUCAUCUCGUUCAGCGAGAAGCCACGCCUGCACUUUAAAGCGCAGACCGCUGCCGCAGCUGCCACGCAGGUGAAGCCGGCUUUCAAGUCUGCAGCCAGCCGUGGGACGCAUUUCGUGUCUGGGCUGGAUGCCGCCAAGAAAAUUUUCGCCCAUGCUGCUGGCACGCCUCAUCUUCUCAUCUUUAGUGAUGGCCGUCCAGCAGAUGGGGUGCAGACUCUCAAGCUCGUGCAGGACAUGAUGAAGGAGUACACAUCGCUCAGGAUUCACGCCAUCGGCUUUGGAGACGGUUUGGAUUUCGAUGUGCUGCAGCAACUGACAUCGAUUGGGCGAGGCACCUUUGCCCCGUCUGGUCGAUCGAUCGCUGCGCUGCACGGAGCCUUCGCAUCUGUAACGUCGACGAUAACUAAGACGCAGACUGUCACAAGCCGCACGAGCAAGUCGAGCACAUUUUCUUUCCAAGGUGGCCAAGGCCCAUCAAGUGGCGACGAUGUGCGGCAAGGUUCCAAAGAUAAAGUGUUAGAGCUAAGAUCUGUCUGCUUCGAGCCUGCCAAUCAGUUCUUCUGGGGCAACAACCGGUCUGUCAGCUUUCAGAUCACUCGCCGCGGCUUGAACUUCACUGACAACGGCUUCCGUGAGUGGGUGUAUGGACAUGCGUUCUCCAACCAGACUGUGUCCAUCAGACUGCAACCUUUCACUGAGGGUGGUAUGCGUCUUGUGUACUGUUUCAAAGACUCCUCCAUUCCUCUGCACAAGGAGCAGGAGUGGGAUCACUACACGAUGCAAGCUGCGGGGACAGACGCCCGGAUGGUUGCGAAACUAUCGAGGUAUGUCGAUGCAUUUCACAAUUCCUACGACGUUGUAUCAGCAUACGCGAAGAGCAGUGCCCUGGCGAAGUGGUAUUCUCGCAUUUUCACGCUUGCUGCGGCAGACCGGCUCGGCCUGAAAGGGCGCAGCAUGGCCAAGAUCAUCUUCGUGGAGUGCUACAUCUACGAGGUAGCUGAGGGAAGUGCCGCUCCGACGAAGUACUUUGUCGGUGAGCGAUAUUUACCGGGAGCCUUCCUGAAAUACAACUCGAACCAUGGCUAUGUGAAUGAGGAAGCCCCCGACACAGAGAUCGCACAGGCAUUCUCGCACUUUACCUUUGAUGCAAGUGCGGGCAAGUACAUGGUGCUUGACUUGCAGGGUGUGUACAUGGAUAAGGCCCAUCGGAGGCGGCCCCACAUGAUCAUGACCGACCCGCAAGUGGUGUCACUUGACAAAAACUUCGGGCCGGGCGAUCUUGGCGUGGAAGGUAUGCGGGCCUUCUUUAAUAGUCACACGUGCGGGAACACCUGUCAACAGAUGAAACUGGAUCCGAACAACUUGAAGAGGCUUCGGCAUCUGGUACGGAAGGAGAAGGCAGCAUCUAGUACACCCGAAACGAAAAGCAAAGCUGCUCCUGCAGCAACACCGGUCAUACCGAGUGCAACGGUCACACCGGCCGCUGCAACAGCGGCAGCAGCGCUACCUUCACCGACACCGAACCAGGCUGGAAGCAUCAAGAGCUUGCGGUCUGAUCCAGCAGAGGCUGCGGCGCCUCCAAGGCUAGACUCGCCUGUGCAAACAGCCAUGCGACCGUGUGCAAGCAGCCAGAGCACGGCGGGAUGUCCGACAGGUUCGGAGCUUGGUCCCGAGGGACGAUUGCUCAAUCGGCAUCCGGCUGUUUUCGGUGCGAAGACGGAAGGGCCCCUGUCCGCUGUGAUGGCUCGCUCACCAGCUGUCUCAUCUGGCAGACCCGAUUUCGAUGCUUGGCUACAGAGCCACCAUCAGCAACAGAGGCAACAGAUGCAGCAGAUGCAACAGUUGCAACAGCAACCUCUGCCUGGCGGCCUGCCUGGCGGAAGGCCACCAACCGGGAGGACCAUACCAGCACCGCCAAAAGCACCGCCGGUCAUUCCUGUCCCGGCAACGCAGGUCUCCCAGCCAGCAGCACCUGUGGCGGAGCCCGGUUCAGGCAAAGCAAGUCCUACAGGCGCUGCCGGUAGUCAGACCUCCUCGAGCUCGCUGCAGUCUGCGGGAGGGUCCUCGGAUUCUACAGCGGAUCGGCCGAAGAGUCCCCAGCAGGAUGCCAGGAAGACGAUAAUCUAUGGCCCGGGUGGACAGAAGCUCUCCGCAUCUUGUGCCGACCAGGGAGAUGUUGUGAAGGCCAUUGUUGCACAGUGGUCAAUCCCCGACGAGGAACAGCUCCUCUUUCAAGAGUCAUCCUCGCAGGCCGGUACGGACUUCUUCCGUCUGGAGCGCAAGAUGGAUCCAAGAAAGCUGAGGUUCACUCAGGCCAGCAUCAGUCCGACUUUCCGCGAUGGGCGGCCUAUCUUCCAGCUGAUGAACGAUUUGAACUCUCAGGAGGUCGACCCCCUCCGAGAGCUCGAGCCCUUGGAUGUCGUGUGGCACGAGGGGUACUGGCGGUCUUUGUCGAACCGUCGAUUGUGGACCCUGAAGCACUGUACAGCGGCGAUGACCGACCAGAAACUUUUCGUCCGGGUUCGCGUCCGACCUCCGGACGCGGAGUUCCGGACAAAGUUGACCAGCACCAAUGAUGGUGUAUCGGUUUUAAUUAUGAACCGUGCGCGCUCGCCUUCCCCGACAGCAGCACGAUGA
Molecule: messenger RNA, 3300 nt
Organism: Symbiodinium sp. CCMP2592
Lineage: Eukaryota; Dinophyceae; Suessiales; Symbiodiniaceae
Source: the annotation of a GenBank genome assembly